UGGGACUGCCCCUCUCCGCGCGCGCACAGACAAGAUGCACACGUUCCUCUCUUCUUUUUCUUUUUCCCUUUUUGCCUCUUUCCCACGUUAAACAUUCUUCUGAACCAUAAAAGGACACGGACACCCGAGCAGCUCCGAGCCCCGCGCACACGAGCUGAUCCGCGGCGUGAGCUCCGCGUGUUCCCGCUGAACCCCCCGGAGCCCCGCGCACACCUGCCGCAGCACCGACAUGGGACUUUAACGCGACAUUUACGCGGAUUCUACGAUUUAUUUCCAACCAACUAAAGGAUUAAACAUCGACGCUUUUAUUACGUUUUAUUCGACCAUCACCAUGACCAACUCCAGCCUUUACCUCCUCUUUUCUCCAAACGUCUCCUCUAACUCCUCCUCCUCCCUGGACCUGCCGCCUGUGAACGUGACGCCUGCCGUCCCUGUCCCCGUCCUGUCGCUGGGUCGUGCGGUCCCCGUCGGCGUGGUCCUGGCCUCCUUCAUCCUGUUCGCCAUCGUGGGGAACAUCCUGGUGAUCCUGGCCGUGGUGUGUAACCGUCACCUCCGGACCCCCACCAACUACUUCAUCAUAAACCUGGCCAUCGCCGACCUGCUCCUGGGCACCACCGUCCUGCCUGUGUCCGCCACGCUUGAGGUGCUGGACUCGUGGGUGUUCGGCCGUAUCUUCUGUGACAUCUGGGCGGCGGUGGACGUCCUCUGCUGCACGGCCUCCAUCAUGUCUCUGUGCGUCAUCUCCAUCGACCGCUACAUCGGGGUCCGCUACCCGCUGCAGUACCCGUCCAUCGUGACGGAACAGCGCGCCCUGCUGGCCAUGCUCGGCGUCUGGGUCCUCGCCAUCGUCAUCUCCAUCGGGCCUCUGCUCGGGUGGAAGCAGCCUCCAUCACAGGACGACACGGUUUGCCUGAUCACUGAGGAACCUUUCUACGCUCUCUUCUCGUCGCUCGGCUCCUUCUACAUCCCGCUCGCCGUCAUCCUCGCCAUGUACUUCCGCGUCUACAUCGUGGCCAAGCGCACCACCAAAAACCUGGAGGCCGGAGUCAUGAAGGAGCAGAUGCAGAACUCCAGCGGGGAACUCACCCUCCGGAUCCACUGCCGGAGCCAGGACUCCAGCCUGGCGCUCCGAGGAUCCGGGAACGCCGCGGCGGGCCGGAGCACGCUGUCCGUCAAACUGCUCAAGUUCAGCCGCGAGAAGAAGGCCGCCAAAACGCUCGGGGUCGUUGUCGGAAUGUUCAUCCUCUGCUGGCUCCCGUUUUUCCUCACGCUGCCCCUCAGUUCAUUCAACGCGAGUCUGCGGCCCCCGGAGACCUUCUUCAAAGUGAUUUUUUGGCUCGGAUAUUUCAACAGCUGCUUAAACCCCGUCAUCUACCCCUGCUACAGCCGCGAGUUCAAACAGGCUUUUAUCCGGAUCCUUCGGUGUCGCUGGAGGAGGAAGCACCAGGGCUGGCAGGCGUACUACAACUACAGAGGCCCCAAAGGCUCAAACCACUCGUGUUACCUCAACGGCAGCUCCCAGACGCUCUCCUCCGCCAGCCCCAGCCCCCGUCUGCUCGCCAACAACCCCGGGAACCGCCACCUGCUCCCGCUGCCCGGCUCCGGUCCCGGAUCCAGGGGCCCUGGAUCCAAAGGCCCUGGAUCCAAAGGCCGCCCCGGUCCGAACCACGUCAAGGCCAACGGUCACACGAACGGGCACCACGCGGGACACCACGCGGGCGGACACCACGCGGGCGGACACCACGCGCCGCCCAAACACUGCUCCACGCUUUAG
Messenger RNA from Boleophthalmus pectinirostris (great blue-spotted mudskipper), 1774 nucleotides. RefSeq names its product alpha-1A adrenergic receptor-like. The coding region runs from base 332 to 1774 and encodes 480 amino acids. Gene Ontology annotation, biological process: phospholipase C-activating G protein-coupled receptor signaling pathway; adenylate cyclase-activating adrenergic receptor signaling pathway; cell-cell signaling. NCBI's taxonomy places the organism in Eukaryota, Metazoa, Chordata, Actinopteri, Gobiiformes, Gobiidae. The transcript has 6 exons. The record is from RefSeq and is a predicted model, not a curated record. Gene Ontology annotation, cellular component: membrane. Gene Ontology annotation, molecular function: alpha1-adrenergic receptor activity.